AUGCCUUCUCUCAAAACAGUCCUCUCGGUAACCUUGCCUGCUGUUGCGUCGUCGGCAGCAGCAACCGCAGACGUCCUCGAAAAGCGCCAGUAUACCGGUCAACAGACCCGACUCACCUUCUUCGGCUACCCCGACAACUGCGACGACACGGGCUGUUACAGAGACGCCACAGCAUACGAUUGCCAGGGCCGAGGGUCAAUCGCCGGCGGAGAUGGCACCUUCGACAACCCUUUGACUGCGGCAAUCAAGACCGGUGGCAACUUCGAGCCAUGUCAGAUCGCAUACACGACGUACCUUCAAAAAUUCCUCAUAUUCGACGGUCUCUGCGCCAGUUGCACGCCCGAUCACGUGGACAUCUGGGUGCAGAGCUCCUGCAGUGACGAUGCGGACAGCGUCUGCGCUUGCGAGGACCAGCUCACUCCCGACGUUGACGACUAUUUGUACUACGGUAUCACUGCUGAUGAUCCGAGCACGUUCAACGUCGAUACGACACCGCUGUACUCCGGAGGCUGCACCGGGAAUACAUACCCGACCAGUGCUGGAAAGCGGGACAACGCCGGCAUGGAGCAGAGCAUCAAUCCACAGCGCAAGAGGGACGGGUUGUGGGGUGUUGAAGAAAUGUGGUUGAAGAACAAGAGGCAGAGCGGUGCUUGCAGCGAGAACUCUUGCCAGUGCACUUGUUGA
Messenger RNA from Saxophila tyrrhenica, 684 nucleotides. RefSeq lists its product as uncharacterized. Lineage: Eukaryota; Fungi; Ascomycota; Dothideomycetes; Mycosphaerellales; Extremaceae. The transcript has 2 exons. The coding region runs from base 1 to 684 and encodes 227 amino acids. The record is from RefSeq and is a predicted model, not a curated record.